AUGAUCCAUCGGAAGGAUGACCCUGCGCUUCGGAUUCAACCGGCAGAUUGCUCUUCGAAGGAGGGAAGGCAACACACACCAACCGUCGACAAGCUACAAGUGCCUCACGCCCGCAUAACUCGGUAUCCUAUACUUACGCCGGCGCAGUUGGACGGCACUUCUUUUUCGCUACACGAAUCGAUCCAGUUUUCAAAGCCCCCGACCAAAUCACGCGAAACCACGGAACGCGAUGCUAGCCAUUCGAGCUUGCCGGGAAAUCAUGCCUUCCCAGUUGAGGCCAAUAUGCGGCUGUACUCUUUUAUCUCAACUCUUGAAUGCCCCGAGGCUCCAGCAUCACUUCAGAUGCAGCUUCCGGAGUAUUACCUACAACAACCAAGAGGUUCUGUAUCAGGAAGACCGCCGAAGGAAAGGUCGACCGGGGGAAUAGAAGGAAUAGGUGAGGAUGAAGAUGACACCGGCAUCGAGGAUGAUGAAUGGGUGACCACUGCGUUUGCCACAGCUGGGGCAGCCACCUCCCGGCUUCGAUCAAAGCACAGGAGUCGUAACCAGGCUCGUGAACCCACUCGCUGUAUGUACUCCGCCACGGGUUCUGACCCAAGCAACGAGGGCUCCAUCAAAGAGAAGUUCCCGGCACCUGCGGCCACGCUUCAGUUAAGCUCCGUGCCACUUUUGGAGUACGAACAACACACGUGUGUCAUCUUAAAACCCCUGGCGGGGGCCCCGUCCGCUCUCACUGCCUUAGUCCUUGAGAGACCCCUUAUGGAGCUCCGCUGUGACCGGGUGGAGUCCCUGGCCGCCCGUGGGGAGGGUGGCCAGGGGAUCUCCUCCGCUUGGCUGUCGUUGCCUAACACGCGUUUUAACAAACGCGAGUGGAAGUCGAUGGAUUCAAUGGACAUGGAGGAGGCGAAGGCCAGUGGAAGUCGCUGGCAGAUGGAUGAGGCGCCGGACGACGACCGUGAUGUUAUGGAGGUCGAGAAGCGGCGUCUCAAAAAGGUGCGCACGGAGGCCUUGCAGGGAUGGAGCGCCACAGCGACGCAUGAUGCUGCGGCGGAUCUGGAGGAUCGCUGGUCUUUACUCAAUCGGCACCGCGAUCCCCACAGGAAUAGCUUUGUAGCUCCACCUAAAGUACCGCAGUCGGUCCUUGCCUCGAAGGAUAGCAAUGACGAAACUAGCAUGCCAACACCUAAGCAGUCUCCCGCAGCAAUCCGCUUUAUUCAGAAGACGUGGUCCCUCAAGGGAUUGCCGCAUAGUGGGCAGAAAAAUCAAACUACAUCGACGGUUACAUCAUCUACUCCAAGCACGAAGCCUGGUGUUGGUGCGCUGCCACAACCGAGUAAGUCAUCGGCCUCUCCGAUACCAACUGCUGCCCAAUCCCAGUCGACAUUGAAAAUGAGCUACGAUAGUCAUGAAAACAGCAACGAGCUCGAUGAGUUGGCCGAGCAAGCGCAUCACAUAAUUACUCAACUUUUGGGCACAGAGGGUCGCACCGUAGUUCCACUAAAGGAAUUGGAGAAGCUCAUCCUAAAACGACUCCAUAGCUAUGCGGGUGCAGCUGAGAAGGCCAAAAGUAGUGCCACGAAGGCAGAGGCGGUGCGAUGGUUUGCUCGGGCUCAGGCCGCACUCAGACAGUGGCUCAGGACGGAAAACUACGUUUUAGAUCCUGGUGGCAAUGUGACUCUAUCAGGUGGAAAGUAA
This is a messenger RNA of Phytomonas sp. EM1, 1695 nucleotides long. NCBI's taxonomy places the organism in Eukaryota, Euglenozoa, Kinetoplastea, Trypanosomatida, Trypanosomatidae. The record is from the annotation of a GenBank genome assembly.